AACAUCGAGUUAAUUUUUUGAAAAAAAAAAAAAAAAAUUCAUUUUUUCAUCCCUUUUUUUUUGACAUGGCAAAAUUAACUUCAAUUCCUAUUGAUGAUACGACCAAUAGCGGAUACACCAGAUAUCAAACUAAUCCACGAUAUAUACGUACUGAAGCUGGUUCUACAUAUUCUCAAUCUCGAGAGACAACGGCAUCUCGUUUUAGCGUACGUCUAGAUAAUACAUUUAUUGAUUCAAACCCUUUGUUAAAAUCUCUUUACGAUCAAGUGGAUUCGAUGUUACAACAAUCUUCUGGUCAAGAUGUGACGAAAAUAUUUUUUACCAUUCUUGUGGCCAUCGAUAAAAAUCUUUCAAAUCCAAAUUCACCACUUUCAAUGAAUUCUGAUGCUAAUGAUUUAAGAAGAUUAUAUAGUAUUCCUUCAAAUGGUAGAAUGAAUAUCACUUUAAGUUUAAUGAGACCACCUCAACAAUUUACUACGUCAUCAUCAUCUCAUGAAGAAAUCGAAGAAUCAACAAAUUUGGAAGAUUUUGAUUUUUCUUCUUAUCAUAGAAUUGAUUCAGAUUUACUUCCUCCACCACCUGAAACCUGGACUGAUUCGGAUAUGACUUCAUUAAUUGAUCAAGCCACUGAAGAAAUGGAAAAAUCGAAUAAUACUUCAUAUGCUUAUGGUGCCUAUCGAUAAAAAAUAUAUAAGUAGUAGUAUAAGUAGUAUAUAUAAGAUAUCGGUAGUAUAUAGUUUAUUGGAUGUCGGUAGUAUAUAGUAUAUUGGAUGUCGGUAGUAUGUCGUGUGCGUGGUUAUCUUGGUUAAGUAUAUCAAAGUAUAUAGUAUAUUGUCGGUAGUAUCGGUAUUCGGUGGUUAAUUUUUAUUUAUGAAAGGUUGAAAAGUUGAAAAGUUGAAAAAGUUCUUUUUUUCGUUCAAAUACUUAAUGUUUUGUUUGAAAAUUAAUUCUUAAAUUUUUUUUUUUAAAAAAAUAUAAAAA
Messenger RNA from Rhizophagus irregularis DAOM 181602=DAOM 197198, 981 nucleotides. RefSeq lists its product as uncharacterized. Lineage: Eukaryota; Fungi; Glomeromycota; Glomeromycetes; Glomerales; Glomeraceae. The record is from RefSeq and is a predicted model, not a curated record.